CACCACCUCGAAAAGAGAGGGCUAACGUCUAGAGAGAUCAAAACACACCACAAACCCCCAUAAAAAACCCUAUCCCCACCCUCACCCACUCACCCGAUCUCCUAUCAAUGGACGAUCACAAAAAGCCCGACCCCGGUGGAACGGACGGCACCAAAAAGACUACUAGCUCAAACAACACACGACAUGCCAUCAACCAACGAGCGUUAUACGAUACACGAUCAGGCACUCCUCACCAGCACCACCAGUUUAACUCACGGGGCAACAGCGCAAACUCGAUUAGGGGCCAGUCCGAACCGGAUCAACAAGAUCCCUGGGACACCGCAGCGAAAAAGACCCGCGCGACCAAAACCAGAUUCGACAAUAGGUACACCAGCCCCCUCCCCAGCCCGACCACCUCGAGCAGCCAUCUGGUGGUCGAAAGUAUCCAGACUGGCAGACCAACAACCCCGGACUCGGACUCACCAGCAGACCGAUGGGAAGUCGACACACCCCCACCGGCCGAACAUCUUCACCUCGCACCCACACCCCAGACGCAACUUGGGAUAGAGGACGAUGACAUAAGGUACGCCAAUGAAAGCCCCGAAGCAGAGAAAGGAGACCAGACACAUAGGACUGUCUACGACACGUUCGAGGCAAUGCAUGACCUAACUGACAGAUUCAAUGGCAUUAGACUCGCAGGCUUGUGGGAGAACUUCCAGGACGAGUACAUGCUAUGGUAUAGUAACCUACCAAGGCCGGCAACCCUGGAUACCUUCCCCACCCCUUCACGCGACAGCGAACUGGAAGAACGACUGAAAACAGUCGAAUCUAACAUAAGCCGCCUGACUGAAGCUAAUGCAUAUUUGACAGAUAGGUUACUAACUACAGAGAUACCCACCACGGCUGCCCUCCCCCGUAACUGCAACACACGCGACCCGAACAUGAUGGCGGCACCAAUGGCAACCCCGCCCCUGACCAAAACCAACCGGGUCAAGACAUCCUGGGCGAGCGUAGUGGCAAGCCCACCUCCGGCUGUGCCAACACACACAGCACGACCCGGUCCCCAGACGACAACCACAGACACGCAGGCACCCACCACAAACCCUCACGUCCUUAUCAUACGCAUCAAUCCACCAAUCCCACCAGACCAACGACCAAACGGCCUAGCGACCCGCAAGAAAAUCAACGACAUGCUUGACGUGAAGAACCUUCCACACUACCUGAGAGUCAUGGCAGUCGGAUACUCCCUAGCAGGCAACAUCAAAAUUACGAUGGCCCCCACUUGCUGUGCCGCGGACUUGGAAAAAUAUGGCAAAGAAAUCGCAGCGACCAUCACCGACAACGAAGUGCUGUCUGCCCUACCGGACAUGGAGCACUUCCGGGUCAAGAUAAACAAGAUCCCCACGCAUUGUGUCAGAGUCGGGAUUAUUGUCAGAGACUGAAAUAUUGUCGGAGUUGAAAUAUUGUCAGAGUUGGACAUACUGUCCGAAGACAGAUGGAAGAUGGAUUGGGUUUCUGUCUGAGUCGGGGUUGGAGGUUGUGGUGGAAGCCUGUUGGAGCACGCACAUGCAGAUAUGCGGGUGGAAAUAUGCGGCGCAUCCGGAAGCACUGUUCAAGGUUAGCAGAGUGGGAUUGCGGCCUCAGCAACUCAGGUGGAGCCCUGUGCCCUGAGUGUGAGGUCUUUGGGGUUGCUCAGCACACAAAGCCGUAAGUGAUACAAGAUGAUGUAUUUUACGGUGGUGUGUAAGCGGUUCCCCGGAGGUUCCCGCUUGUCCACGUGACUAUAUCUAUCUAGUUUACAUGUGACUCGGGGUUCGGGGCUAUUGCCCUGACAUUCUCCCCCCUUGCAUUGCAUAUGCGACGCA
This is a messenger RNA of Cantharellus anzutake, 1844 nucleotides long. RefSeq lists its product as uncharacterized. The transcript has a single exon. NCBI's taxonomy places the organism in Eukaryota, Fungi, Basidiomycota, Agaricomycetes, Cantharellales, Hydnaceae. The coding region runs from base 108 to 1421 and encodes 437 amino acids. The record is from RefSeq and is a predicted model, not a curated record.